Molecule: messenger RNA, 5263 nt
Organism: Candoia aspera
Lineage: Eukaryota; Metazoa; Chordata; Lepidosauria; Squamata; Candoiidae
Gene: ITGB8
Product: integrin subunit beta 8
Exons: 14
Coding region: 727-3018 (763 amino acids)
Biological process (GO): integrin-mediated signaling pathway; cell adhesion mediated by integrin; cell migration
Cellular component (GO): focal adhesion; cell surface; integrin complex
Molecular function (GO): integrin binding
Source: RefSeq, a predicted model, not a curated record
UGGAGCGAGAGCCGGGGCCGCCGCGACAAAACAAAGAGCGGGCUGGAGACGCGUCCACGCCCCGCUCUCCACCCACCCGUCUCCCCUCCCUCACGACUCUUCAGUUUUGCUCUAACCUGCUGCAAGCGAAGGGGAGGGAAGGGAAAGAGACCAGACCGGGCCGGGCAGGGAGCCCCGCCGGCACCAAGCGAGCCCUCUGAUGCCCGGGCUCCCGCGCCAUUCUGCAACAGCUUCCCCAGCCCGUCGCGGGUCGGAGAGGAGAGCCCUUGGCACAGAUACGCUUUCGGUCCUCACCUUCCUUUCUUCUUUUUAAUUCCUCUGCUACAAACUUGCUUUUGGUUGCCAGGACACCGGACUUCGGAGAGAGGCAGACAAAGGGGUUUUGUGAGCAGCUGCUCUGCAGGCGGCGGCGGCGGCGGCCCCCGAGAAAGUUAAGCAGGGCGCCGGAGCGGAUGGAGAGUUCAGCUGGAAAAGCAGGGCGCCGCUUCAGCCGCCCUUGCCCUGCGAUUUCGCGCUCGGCCGAGGGAUGGCCGCGCUCGCCCUAACACGCGGUGGCGCUGCCCCUCCGGCUGCCCUGCUUCCUACCUGCGCCUCGGUGGGGGUGGUAGCUCACCCCGCUGCCGCCUCCGUCAGUGUCUCUACAGGAUCGGCGACCCCGCGACGAGUUCCUGCGCCGAGACCACGUUCGACCUUCGAGGGCAGCAUAGCUGCCGCCUGCUUUACAUUAUGUGGAUCCCACUCCUGGCUUUCAUAACGGUCGGGCUCGUCUCCCUGCACAAAUGCCAGCGGCACCCCGGCCCGGUCCUGGGAGUGAGUCGUCUGCUCGCGGUGGUGGUGCCAGGCUCGGGCCAGCGCCCAGACAACAGAUGUGCCAUCUCAAAUGCAGCAACAUGUACCGCCUGUCUUGCUGUGGGUCCGGAAUGUGGAUGGUGUGUUCAAGAGGAUUUCAUGGCUGGAACAAAACUGAAGGAGCGAUGUGACAUAGUUUUACAUUUAAUCCAAAGAGGCUGCAGGCCAGAUUUCAUAGAAAGUCCCAGAGUUGAUGUAACAGUACCCAGUAAUGAGAUUAAUAUACAAGUGAUACCAGGAGAAACUUCAGUGCAGCUGCGUCCAGGAUCUGAAACAAGUUUUAUGCUGAAAAUCCGCCCACUGGAAAAGUAUCCUGUGGAUCUCUAUUAUUUGGUUGAUGUGUCUGCAUCUAUGCACAGACAUAUAGAACGAUUAAACUCUGUUGGAUUUGAAUUAUCUCAAAAGAUGGAAAAUAUUUCCAUUGAUUUACGACUUGGAUUUGGAUCCUAUGUAGAUAAAACAGUGUCACCUUAUAUUAGUAUUCACCCCAAAAGAAUCCAUAAUCAGUGCAGUGAUUAUGAACUAGAUUGUAUGCCACCUCAUGGUUUCAUUCAUGUUUUAUCACUGACUGACAAAAUACCAGAAUUCAGGAAUGUAAUUAAUAAACAGAAAAUCUCUGGAAAUAUUGAUACACCCGAAGGAGGCUUUGAUGCUAUGCUUCAGGCAGUGGUGUGUCAGAGCCGUAUUGGUUGGCGCAAAGAAGCAAAGCGUCUACUUCUCAUGAUGACUGAUCAGACUUCUCAUUUGGCUCUUGACAGUAAAUUGGCAGGGAUAGUAAUUCCAAAUGAUGGAAACUGCCAUUUGAAAGAGAACGUGUACGUCAAAGCAACCAGUAUGGAGCACCCGUCACUUGGCCAACUUUCUGAAAAGCUCAUAGACAACAAUAUUAAUGUAAUAUUUGCAGUCCGAGGAAGCCAAUAUCACUGGUAUAAGGACCUUUUGCCUCUGCUACCGGGAACUGUUGCAAAACAGAUAGAGUCAGAGGCAGGAAAUCUUGGGGAUCUGGUAGUAGAAGCUUACAAGAAGCUGCUGUCUGAAGUGAAAAUUCAGGUGGAUAACACCCUUGAAGAUGUACAUGUCAAAGUUACUGCAAUCUGUCCUGAUGGAAGUAGAAAAAUGGGUUCAGAGGGAUGCAAGAAUGUGAAAUCCACAACUGAAGUGUUUUUUAAUAUUUCUAUUGCCAUGAAAGAAUGUGGCACAACUGACAGAAAAAACUAUGUGAUGCUAAAACCCCUUGGUUUCAAUGAAUCCUCCAGAAUUAACAUCCACAGAAGAUGUGUAUGUCAAUGUCAGGAUAGUGCAAAACACAAAAAAGUCUGCAUCAGUGAAACACCUCGUGAUGUUGAAGUAUCCACCUGCAAGGACAGCGUGUGUGGUUCCACGGAAAAAUUAUCUUCAGAGCAGUGCAAAAUGCAACAGGACCAUCUUCUUUGCAGUGGUCAGGGAGAAUGUGUACAUGGGAAAUGCAUUUGCCAUAAAAACAAAUAUGGCACAGUGUAUGGUAAAUACUGUGAAAAAGAUGACUUUUCGUGCCCAUACUACCUUGGAAAUCUAUGCGCUGGCAAUGGAGAAUGUGAAGCUGGCAGAUGCAAGUGCUUUGUGGGCUGGGAAGGUGACCACUGUCAGUGCUCUUUAUCCUUGCAAAAACACUGCAUGGACUCAAAUGGCCAAAUCUGCAGCGGAAGAGGAACUUGUCUGUGCGGGAAAUGCAAGUGUGCUGACCCCAGCAGUUUAGGUCGUUUGUGUGAAUUCUGCCCUACCUGUAAAAAAAUUUGCAGUGACGUGCGCAAUUGUGCACCCUGCCAACACUUCAACUCAUCUCACAGCACACUUGAUCAGUGUAAAACCACUUGCACUUACAGAAUGCAUUAUCUUGAAAUAGCAGACUGCCUCUCCGACGAUUCAAGUUAUUUCAGAAUAUUUUUCAUUAUUUUUAUAGUAACGUUUUUGAUUGGUUUGCUUAAAGUGUGCAUAAUCCGUCAGAUAAUUGUAUAUUGUAACCAUAGUAGAAUCAAGUCUUCAACAGCUUACAGAGUGCCUGCAGCCAAAAAGGAUAAAACAUUCUUACCUACCGUGUGUACAAAAACAGUAACUUACCGGCGUGACAAGCCUGAAGAAAUAAACAUUGGCAAGAUACAAGUAAAUGAAACAUUCAAAUGCAGUUCCUGAAGACAAGAACUUCUUUCUUCAGAUCUUUUGUUUUCUCGGUUGAGAUUUUUUUUUUAAAUAUAUUGUCUAAUGCUGUGGGGAUUUACGAUUUUGAACACUGUAAUUAAAAAAAACUGACUUGGAGUCCUAGUUGCACACCAUGCCUAGGUUUCAGAAAGAGCUGCUUGUUUGAAACAAAAACAAAUGUGCAUUAACUACUGUUUAAUGUGAUUAAAUUACUGGUUGUAGCUAAGAUGUAUUUGGAUUAGAAGCCAAUUGAAUCCCAGUUCGUAGUGAUAGGAUAAAAUUGUUUAAAUGGAAAUGCUUUGGAAUUGGUGGAUUUUAUAUUGGUUUGCAAGGCUAUUCUGUGUGGUAGCACUUUAACAUAAUGUAAUUUAUUUAGUUGUGUCAUAGAAGGUUAAUUGAAACUGGUAUGGCAAAAAUGCACUAUUCUCACUUUAGAGGUAGCUAACACAGAUGUGGAUUAUAACCAGAAACUCCCAAAUCUCAUUUAGAAAACUGUAACUGACAGAAAUCAAUAAAUCAGUUACCCAUGGGAAUUCCUCUUCUGAGCACUGGGGACAGAGUGGAAGUAAGAAACCUAGGAUCUGAUGGGCCUGCAGAGAGAAAACAAAGGAAUUUUAAAAGCUCUGCUAGAAGGGUACAGUUAGUCCUUACUCCCCCAAGCUCAGCAGAUAACAAGCCCAGAAUUUGUAAUUGCACUAGUUUGGAAGAAAGUAGGAAAGUAUACUUUCAUCCAGCUUGCUCAAAGUAUAUGGAGGCAGCAGUCCCAAACAUCUUUUAUAUGGCAGCAACGCCUGUGGAACAUGUUUCCAUGGAAAUAUGGUCUGCAAAUGUUCAGAAGCUGUUGGAGGAACCUAUUCUUCCUGGCAGUUGAGGGCAUCUUAGGAGGGAAAACCACUUCUCUAAGCAAGAGUGUUUACAGAGUGUGGUCAGAAUAGUCAAGAUGGUGGCCUUAAUGGUGUAAUAGAAGCUUUGCCUGGUUUUUAUGCACAUCAAGCACCAUUGCAGCCGCCAUCUUUACUUUUUUGAUCAUAGUCUGCAGACACCCUGUUUCUAAGUGAAGGAGCAAAUCCUAUGAGUCAGGAAAGUGAUCACUACAUAUUGAGUAUUUACUUUGUUAUUAAAUAUUUGCAUUUAGUUUGCUACAAAGUCUUCCUAAAAUUGGAUAGAUUUUUUUCUAUAAAAAGUCUGAGUAAACAUAAUGGACUUUUUAGUCAUGUAUAAUGAAUUCUUCAUUUGUUAUGCAAAAAAUACAGUAAAGCAUUCAGUUGGAGUAAUUUUCUGUUGCUUUAGUUCAGAAAAAUAUGAAGGGCAAACUUGCCAGAUCAGAAUGAUCUAGAUCACCACUCUAAUUCUAUAAUCCAAAUUAAAAUUACUUGACUAAAAUGAAAAUUAAUAUAUUUGAGCCCCAAAUUUUAUCUGAAAACAAAUCCAACUGAUUUCAGCAGGAGGGCUUACUCAGUAAUAUUUGAGAGUUGGUCUUAUGUGAACUUCACACCCUAAAGCUAUGUUGUUGGAAUUUCUAUGUGCAAACCCUCUUAUAUUGAUACAAAUUCCCAGGACAGUUCGAGUAUCUGAAACUGUGCACAGUGAUCCUAUGGAUUUUUUACUUUUGAUUUUUAAUAGAACUAAGAAAUUAGACAUAUGCUCUACUAAGGCUUAAACUGCACAACUGUAGCAGAAUUUCUAUUACUGGAAAUAUAUGUAUUUGUGCUUUUAUUUGGAUUGUCCUCAUGCCCCUAUUUUGCACACUCCUAAAAAGGUACUAAGUGUUAAAAUAUUUAAGUUAUAUGCCAGUAGAACAGUACAGUAUCUAGAGUUUCUGAUCAGGCUUUUCUAUUCUUUGCCAUGUCAGGUUUGGUUUCAUACACAGUUAUAGCGAAAAUAGACCUAACUUAAAAUGUAUAUUUUGUAGUGUUUCCUGAUACUUUUGUACAAUGUAUACUGUUCUGUUUUCCGUUUUUUAACCAAAAAAGGUUGGAUCAGUCAUGUUUUUGUGGAUUUAGAUUUUACCAUGUAGAUUCUUUCUAGGAAAGAAAUAUGCAGAGAAUAAUUAUAAUAUCUUAUGUUAAUAAUUUUAUAAAAGUUGAAUUCCCUGUUCUGUUUUAUUAAGUAUUUUGUAGUGUACGUGACUAACUCUUCUGUUUCUGUUUAUUUAUUGAUUUGUCACUUUAGUAUAUUGUGAGAAAGUCUAUUUUUCUAUGAGAGCUAUAAUAAUUGACAUUAAAUUAAUACUAAAUUA